Polychytrium aggregatum is the source of this 954-nucleotide messenger RNA. RefSeq lists its product as uncharacterized. The record is from RefSeq and is a predicted model, not a curated record. The transcript has 3 exons. NCBI's taxonomy places the organism in Eukaryota, Fungi, Chytridiomycota, Chytridiomycetes, Polychytriales. Gene Ontology annotation, molecular function: protein binding. The coding region runs from base 1 to 954 and encodes 317 amino acids.
AUGUCGAAACAGCCAAGAGCAAUAUUCGUGGCUCGUCUCCUCUGCUUUGUGGCCGCGACGGGCUACUCAAUGGCCUUGCCCGUCGCCCAUGGACUCGAGAAGCGGCAAACCAGCUCCAGUGACAUCUGGCCAUCCCCUAUCACAUUGUUUUGGGGAGGUUUCUGUCUCAUUACCUUCUUCAUAUUGCUCGCGCGCUCUUGCACAGGCCCAAAUCAAAACACAUCUUCCGGCUUGACUGGCUCCUCCGUCACAGGAGGCGAUAUCCUGAACGAAUCCAGCAGCAUUGCCAGAGAGUUUCAGCGCACCAAGCCGCCGCCCACAAACGAGCUCCCGACACCCGCCCAGCGAGCCCAGAUCGAGCAGGAGAGCAUCAUCGACUCGUACAAGUUUGUUCCAUCCGCCAGCUACGGAGGCGUCGCCACCGACGGCAAUCUCGUCGUCCGGUUUACGACGCAAGCUCUCACCCGCUCGUGUCUCAGCAAGCAUCCGCUGAUUCCACCUCCGGGCCAGCCGCUGUGCUAUUUCGAGGCAGAGAUUGUCUCCCCACAAACCCUCUUGGACAGCGUCCAGGUUUCGAUCGGUCUUGCAACCAAUCCGUAUCCGCCCAUGAGACAUGUCGGCGUGGACAAGUUCUCGGUCGGGCUCACAAGGAAUGGCCAAGCAUUGAUCGAUGGUGUUGCUGUUGGAGGCGACUUGGGCAGCUACACCCUCAACUCGGUGGUCGGCUGCGGAUACUAUCCAGAGUCUGGCCAAGUCUUUUUCACGCUCAAUGGCCAGUUGAUUGCCCAAUAUUCCUGCCACAAGCGGGCUUACCAUGCGGCUGUGUCGGCCAGUUCCCAGUGCAGAAUCCGAGUCAAUCUCGGGCUUGAUGAGUUCCUCUACAGCCACAGCGCCGGUUUGCAACGAACGGACACUGAGGAACUGCCAAGUUACGAGGUGGCCGUGUCCUCGUAG